Molecule: messenger RNA, 3196 nt
Organism: Bombus pascuorum
Lineage: Eukaryota; Metazoa; Arthropoda; Insecta; Hymenoptera; Apidae
Gene: su(w[a])
Product: splicing factor, suppressor of white-apricot homolog
Exons: 8
Coding region: 152-2947 (931 amino acids)
Biological process (GO): mRNA 5'-splice site recognition; RNA processing
Molecular function (GO): RNA binding
Source: RefSeq, a predicted model, not a curated record
UUUAUGCCUUGGCAAUAUUCUUCCUCAUGGUAAAGAAAAUAAAUACGAAAUUUGUGAGUGAUCACACUUGUUAAUGACAAAUAAUUUUGACAUUUAAUUAAUAAAUUUGUUAAAUAAUUUCUGUUCGUUGCCUCGGAUACGCUGUUGCAUUAUGCAAGAUAUUCACAGUAAAGAGAGUCACAGGCCUUCGGAUCUAGGGACAAAAGGAUUGAAAAUUAUGGUAGCAGGCCUGAGCAACGUUCUAAUCCCGCAGCCAACUUCAGGUUUAUUGGCUAUUGGACAUGUACAAUGUACAAGGUGGAACGCAAGUAGGAUCAGUAGGUGGAAAAUGGCGACAUCGAAAAGUCAGCGUUGGAUGGUAGAUUCGGGGAUUCUGCGUAAAAAAAAUGGAGAAGAGGAACCGCAGGAGCUGUUGGUGUUUGGAUAUAGCUGCAAAUUAUUUCGAGAUGAUGACAAGGCGAAAAUGAUUGAUCAAGGAAAGCAUUUGAUACCAUGGAUGGGCGAUAGCACAUUGAAAAUAGACAGGUACGAUGGACGAGGUGCUCUGGGGGACUUACGGAUAUACGAACCACCGACAGGUGGUUUCGAUCAUCGAACGAUCCUGACCGAGGAUGAACUGAAAGUGGAGCAAUUAUGCGACGAAGAGCGGUAUCGGUCUCUCUACAAUAACGAAAUGGAAGAUGCUGUUCAUCAUGAGGAAGAAAUAAAGAGGCUACAUCAAGCUCUGGAUUCAGAGAACACGUACACUCAAGUAGCGUAUGACUACAACGAGGAAGGGAAUGGAUCGAAAAUUGCUUGCGAUGAUUCGCAAAGUCCAAAACAGUCUGAGGGUUCGCAGGAGGAGGAUCAAACUUUUGUCCCACCGCCUGAGUUGGAAAUUCCAGAGGGUAUUUCACUGCCAGAAACACAAAAGUUGAAUGCCAUCAUAACGAAAACGGCGCUAUUUAUAAGUCGUCAAGGUGGCCAAAUGGAGAUUCUAAUUAAAGCGAAGCAAGCGAAUAAUCCACAAUUUUCCUUCUUGUCGAUAGACGGACGGCUUCAUCAAUAUUAUAGAUAUAUACUGGAUGCGAUCAAGACUGGAAAGUAUAAUCCUGAAAAGCAGCCGGAGAAAGAAGAAUCUGAACACGAAGAAGGAUCAUCCGAUCAAGACGAUGAACCGUAUCUUCAUCCGAGCUUGGCGUCGUCCUUAACUAAAAUAGAAGCGGCUCCCAGUAUUCCAAGUAUACAGUACAAACCAUCAGCGGACUGUGCUUAUUCGAUGCUUGUAAAUAAAAUAACCGGAAAACCACCGCCUUCGAAAGCACUGCCGCUACAUCGCGAAACCACGGUUCAAUCAACAACUAGCACAGGAUAUUAUCAUCCUGUGCCAGGACAGAAUUAUAACCCUUAUUCGACUUCGGUUACUGCGAUGACUGCAACGGCUACAACGGCUGCCACACCUGUACAAUACUCUCAUGGUCCAGUAAUAUACGGACCAAACGGGCAGAUACAGUCACCAUUACAAAUGGCUGUACCGAACUUAUUAACAUGUACGAAUGAAAUGUCGACGACACAAAUUACAACGAAUGAGUCACAGCCACAAUUGGUACCGUACGGAUCCACAUCUCAGAAACAAUUAAGUAGACCUUCGUUUAUCGUUCCACCGGCGGAUGUACAAAUAAUUAUAGAUAAAAUGGCGAGUUACGUGGCGAAGAACGGUAGAGAUUUUGAGGCGAUCGUUAAAAAUAAAGGAGAUCCGAGAUUCAAUUUUCUGGAAUUAUCGCAUCAGUACCACGGUUAUUACGCGCACAAACUGACAAUAUACGAAGGUGCGGUAAACCCGAAAGUAUUGACAGAGGAAGAGCUGUUACAGAAACAGGAGCCGCAAGAAGAAAAGCAGAAGAAACUGGAGGAAUUGCAGAAGAAGCAACAAAGAAUGGAGGAAGUGCAGAAGAGAGUGAAGAUGAUACAAGCGAAAAAGAAGUGCGAGCCAAGGAUGAAAGAAACGACUACGACAUCGACGACGACGACGACGGCGUCGUCGAACACCGAAGGAGUGAAACAAGUGACGACAGUUUCGUUUUCGAUAAAAAAGCCAAAGGACGGGGAUACCGGGGUGAUCGAAAAACGAAACGCACUGCCACUGGAAGAGAGUGACGAUGAAAUGGAAGCCGAGAGCAAAGAUGGAAAUUCAAAACCAAGCUCGCCGCAAGAUUCGAACGAACAGAAUUCGCUGAUCGGUGUUUCCGUGGACAAAGAUGGCAGUGGAGCGUGGAAGUCGGAAAAAAAGUGGAAAAACGAGGAAAAGGAGUUGGUGGACCUUACGGACGAGAUUCUGGAAGACUGUCAAAAGGAGAUUAGGCACAAGCAGGCCGAAGAUAGAAUCAAGGAUAAGCUAGUUGCUGCAGCACGUGACAAACUGGCUGCUACUUCGAGAGAAAGGCAGCUUCAAUUGGAAAGGAAAAAGAAAGCGGCAGCGUUUUUAAGUCAAAUACAGAGUUCCGGUUUACCUAAAGGUAGUGGAACCGUAGCGACUGUCGCGAAUCAGGUAGGAACGAGGAAAGACGAUUCGGACGAAGUACACUCCGUUCCGUCGCCAUCUCCAUCGCCGUCGUUGGAGGACGCAAAGUCCUCUUGCGAUUUAAGGACCUCCGGUGGGAACUCUUUGAUGGACAGGCUCAAGAGCGCGGAUUUGACCGGCAAAAGAUCUAGACCGCGAUCGAGGAGUCCAAGCGGGAGUCGAAGUUACACAGAUAGACAAAAAUUUCACAAGAAACACAAAAAGAAGAAAAGUUCUCACAGAAGCAACCACGACAGUCCGAGCAGUUCUCGAUCGCAUAGAUCCAAGAAGAGCAAGAAGUCUUCGUCCAAGCAUAGGUCACCGUCGCAAACGUCAUCUCGAAGACAUCAUCACAGUGCGCGACGAAAGGGAAGCAACUCUUCGUACUCGGAUUCGUGUUCAUCCUGAAAACGCGUUGUCCUCGUAUUCGCGCAUCAUCGAUAAGCAGAAAUGUAUACCUUAAAGGUGUACAUUAACAUACACGCGUAUAUAUAAGUCCACGCAUACGAGAUGUAAAUAUGCGAGUACAUAUGUAUAUGCAGUUUCGUGCGUAUAUCGUUAAUUAAAGUGUCGGUGAUAAUUUUAAUACGACCAUUGUCCAAGACAAAACGAAAGUAAGGAAAGAUUGAAGAAUAAAAAGGUUUUGCCAAGAUUGUA